AUGUUGAUUUUAGAAGGUGUGGGUAAGAGUUGCCUCCUCUUGCGUUUCUCAGAUGGCUCGUUUACCACCAGUUUCAUCACGACCAUUGGAAUUGAUUUCAAGAUACGGACUAUUGAGCUGGAUGGGAAGAGAAUUAAGCUGCAAAUCUGGGAUACUGCAGGGCAGGAGCGGUUCCGGACUAUCACAACUGCAUACUACCGUGGAGCCAUGGGCAUUUUGCUUGUGUAUGAUGUCACCGAUGAAUCAUCUUUCAAUAACAUCAGGAACUGGAUCCGUAACAUUGAGCAGCACGCUUCUGAUAAUGUCAACAAGAUUCUUGUGGGGAACAAGGCUGAUAUGGAUGAAAGCAAAAGAGCUGUGCCAAAAGAAAAGGGCCAAGCUCUUGCAGAUGAAUACGGAAUCAAGUUCUUCGAGACUAGUGCCAAGACUAACCUAAACGUUGAGGAAGUUUUCUUUUCAAUUGGUAAAGACAUUAAGCAAAGACUCGCAGAUACCGAUGCAAGGGCUGAGCCACAAACAAUCAGAAUCAACCAAUCCGACCAAGGUGCAGGGACGUCUCAAGCUACUCAGAAAUCAGCAUGUUGCGGUUCGUAGAGAAUACGGUUGAAGAUACGAACAUGGUAUUUUCUUUCACCUUAGAAAAGAGUGAAAAAUAUCUUCAAUGCUUUUUCUCUAUGGGAUGGUGUUGUUUUUCUACGUAUUCUUUAAAAAUCUUCGAUGUUCCUCUUUUUUAAAAUAGUUGUAUAAAUAUUUGAUUACUCACUGUUGCAGGCAUUGAAAUACAUUUAACGAAUUUUUGUUUACAUACAUGACAGAACAAAUGAAAAUAUUGUCA
This is a messenger RNA of Eruca vesicaria subsp. sativa (arugula), 835 nucleotides long. Lineage: Eukaryota; Viridiplantae; Streptophyta; Magnoliopsida; Brassicales; Brassicaceae. The record is from the annotation of a GenBank genome assembly.